GCAGGAUUAUACUAUACCGGCUUAUUUCACGCGGCCGCCAUUUUAAGAAACUAAAGCGAGGCUGCGGUGGGAAGAAACCCGGAAGUAACCUGAAGUAAACAUUGCAAAAACAUGCCGUGGACUACAAAUCUCCAGCUGUUGCCACGAUUUGAAAGUACAGAUGUGGAAAAGUGGGCUGAGGAAGGGUGCCGCAUUCCAAGAGCUGUUCUUCUGAAAGGAUACAGUAAUUGGAUUGAGGGAUACAUCACAAAUAUCGAAGAUUCAGUUUCCAGCUGAAGGUUGUUUUGUCAUCGGGGAGUCAAAUUGCAACUGCAAAGCUGGCCUGGGUCACUGCAACCACCAAAUAGGGCUGCUGUAUACCCUGGCACACUACAUUAAAAUGCAGUACAUAUCCGUUCCACCCAUUGUUAGCCAAACCUCCAUGCCACAGACAUGGCAUAUUCCUCCUCGCUCUACUGGUCUAGCCCCUAAACCUAUUAAUAUAAUUAGUAUAACAAAAUUAAAGCCACCAGCAGCUAAUCCAUCCCAAACAAAAAGAUCAAGUCAUGGUAUUACCCCAAAUGUCUAUUGUCCUGUUUCAACUCCUCUACCAAGCGAUCAAUUUGCUAAUGACCUUCACGACAAUCUAAGUAAAAUUGGAAGCAACAGCCAAAUGUUUAAACUGCUGCAGGCAUCAAAGGCACACCCAGUGGAAAAAGUAGCUACUGAAUUUGGAUAUAUGCCACAUGGAUCAGCAUUGACCUACCAAGUUGUGAGGUUGCCCACUACCACCACAGACUCCUACCCACCUUUUCCUCUCCCACCACAGCCAUGUUCUUUCUCAACAGCUCUCAGUGAGCAUGAGAGCAUUUUCUAUAGUGGCUUGACUGUUACACACCCUGAUGCUGAGGUACUAGAGAAAGAAACAAGGGGGCAGAGCAACAGUAAAGUUUGGCAACGUCUGCGUUCCCAGCGUCUGACAUCAUCCACCUUUAAGAGGAUAGUCUCACGAUUUGCAGACUUCAACAGCCUUGCCACCAGCAUGCAGAAACGAAAAAUAGUUCAGACACCAGCAAUGAAGAGGGGACUGGAACUGGAGCCAGUCGCAGCUGCACAAUACAAGCAGAUCACCAACAAUCAGGUUUACCCUUGCGGCUUUGUCAUAAACCCUCAUGCCCCCCAUUUAGGCACGUCUCCUGAUCGAAAGGUGGUCGACAGCACUGGAGCUCUGGGGUUACUUGAAAUUAAGUGUCCGGAUGUGGACAGUGUCUUAGAGUGCAAGUACCUUUCUUUAGGAGCAGAUGGUGUACUGGGUCUCAAAACCAGUCACGAAUACCACUAUCAGAUGACUGGACAAAUGGGAAUCACAGGGUUGACAUGGUGUGACUUUUUUGUCAAAUCCAGAAAUGAUUUCCACCUGGAACGUAUACACUUUGAUGUAGAAAAAUGGGAAGCCAUGAAAGCUAAGCUGGACAUGUUCUUUUUUAACUAUUGGCUACCCAACCUGUGCUUAUAUGUUUAAUAUCACACAUUACCUCUUCAAGGAAUAGUUCAUUGAAAAAUGUCAAUUUUGUUAGCUAUAACUCAUCCUCAUGAUAUUCUA
Messenger RNA from Danio aesculapii, 1582 nucleotides. RefSeq lists its product as uncharacterized. The record is from RefSeq and is a predicted model, not a curated record. NCBI's taxonomy places the organism in Eukaryota, Metazoa, Chordata, Actinopteri, Cypriniformes, Danionidae. The coding region runs from base 380 to 1501 and encodes 373 amino acids. The transcript is spliced from 2 exons.